Molecule: messenger RNA, 899 nt
Organism: Colletotrichum scovillei
Lineage: Eukaryota; Fungi; Ascomycota; Sordariomycetes; Glomerellales; Glomerellaceae
Exons: 1
Coding region: 399-899 (166 amino acids)
Source: RefSeq, a predicted model, not a curated record
CCACAAGGUAUCUGUCUUUAAUGGAAGUAUGAGCUUUCUCCGGCCCAUUCCCCAGUUCUCCCUGAGCCUCUCUAGCCUUCUGUAAAGGCUGCUUAUUAUAUAUCAGUCAGGCAACUGGCUAGCCAACUGACAACCUUUCCUCGUUGUUGGUCGUCUAACGAAAAGAAAUACCAAGUCUAGCCGCCUAGCCAUCCUCGACGUCCUCAACGCUCUCCUGGCACUUGCCUCAUAGCUGAAGGGCGCAGAGAUUCCCCUUUUUCAGCUAACAACUCGCCCACUCGUUUCAUCUUUACAAUCUUAGACGGACAUUAUCUACAUCCUUCUCUCUUCCAAUAAUCAAACGGGUGCAAAUCUCAUCAACUCAACGUAAAGUUCGCCCAAACCCUUCUCCAAGAACCAUGAAGUCCCCAAUCACCCUCCUCCUCCUCUUCCUCGCCACGACAGCGACCCUCGUCUCGGCAAUCAAACCAGGCGGCAAAGGCCCGAUGAACAUGCCGCGCGAGAGGCAACACAUGUGGCAGCAGGUCGCCUGCAAACGCGGCCACGGCAACACCUUUGUGACCCCCUUCAAGCUGACGGCCCUCGUCGACGAGGACGUCGGCGCCAUCUGCCACCGCCUCUGGCACAACCUCAAGCGCACCGACCUCGCGUGCGCGCUGCCCAGCAAGCCCAUCUGCGAGGACCGCGGCGACAAGUCGAUCCAGGAGAAGAGGCUCUACUGGAGCUUCGACGUCUUCGCGACCUGCCCGGCCCUCGCGGUCGACUCGGCGUGGUACGAGAGCACGGGGAACAUCUGGGGCAAGUCGGAUUGCAACGAGGGGCUGUACGAGUAUGACGAUCUGCCUGAGUUGCCGUUUCCUUAUAAGAAGCAGCGUCCGACUGCGACUGGGACGGCUUGA